Oryzias melastigma (Indian medaka) is the source of this 1065-nucleotide messenger RNA. RefSeq lists its product as uncharacterized. NCBI's taxonomy places the organism in Eukaryota, Metazoa, Chordata, Actinopteri, Beloniformes, Adrianichthyidae. The record is from RefSeq and is a predicted model, not a curated record.
UAUGGGUCCCAUGUCCCAUGCACUGUUAUUGAGAGUUCUGUUUCAAACAUUUCCCAGCAUGCAUCACUGUCUUACUCUCAAGUGUUAUUUUGUGUGUGAAAGUUUAUCAGAGAAAACUAAAGAUUGUUUUAGAAUGUAAAUAAUUCAGCUUCAGAUUUGAAGGUUUAUGUUAAAUAUCUGAAAUAUAAAAAUGCUCCAUUUAAUAAAGAUUUUCCUUCAGAUCAUUAUAACUCAUCUUCUUCUACACAGUUGAUACAUAAAAGCAAAUUUUGUGCAAACAUGUUAUAACCCAGACCAGGGACCAGCCCAUUAACUCAGUCAGACUCCACCUGAGCAUGCUCUUAUUGUGGCGGGACCAACUCCCUUUAUCAACAUCCGGGUCACGGUGCGACUUCCUCCACUGGCUGCUGUUCCUUCUCCCGUCUGGACUGACAUCCAUUCACCUGAUGAAUGGUGAAAAGGCGAACUACCCAAGAUCGGACCUGCAAACUGUAACGAACACUGAACAGAACUGGAGACAACACAAAAGGUCUGACAAAGAACUAAAGGAACCAGAGAGAGGAGACGCUAUGAGUCUGACUGCAGCUCUGAGAGGAUUUGUUGUUUUACUUUGCUGCUUUUCAGCUGUGAAGAGUCAGAGAGGCUGGGAAGUGAAAUACUAUGAGACUGAAAAAUGUGCAAAUAAAGGAUCAACUGUGAUCAUACUUUGCUCAUAUGGUUAUCCAGAAAAGGUAAACAAAGUCUACACCACUGUUAAAAAAAGCUUCUGGUUCAUCAGAACUGAAGGAGAACCUGUAGACCUGAAAGAAGAUCCAGAAUACAAAGAUCGAGUGAUUUACAGCUAUUCUCCAAAGAUCUGUCAUCUGAGAAUCUCUGGAGUGAGAGAGAGCGACUCAGCAGUUUAUAAGUUCAGGUUCAUAACAAACCAUCAAAGUGGACGUUACAUCGGAGAACCUGGAGUGAGAUUAACUGUUAGAGACCUCCAGGUUCUGCUGGUUUCCACAUCAGUCCAGCAGGAACAUUCAGACGUUCAGCUAAAGUGUUUCAACAGAUGUGAUCCAGAUG